AUGGGAAACUUUGUGGGUGACAUCGUGAUAUGCGUGCUGCUACUACUUUCAGUUAGCGUCAUAUUUGGAACUAGCGAGAUUAUAAAAUUAUUCACAAGCAAUGGAGAUGAGAUUCUCAAAACGUCUACAUACAGUUGGAUCAUUCGAUUAUGUUUAAAUUUAUUGGGAUACGCCACUGUGCUGUUGCCAGGUUGCCUUAUAUAUAAAUAUGUACGCUAUACAAAAUACAUUCAGAGAAAUGGAAAAGGCUGUAUUUCUAGACUGGUGCAUUCGUGCUUUAUGGGACACUGCGAGACAGGUCUCUUGGACUCACCUUAUGCUUCUAAUGCUUCCACUCACGUCCAGCGUACCUUCGCUCAAGAUACUCUACUCCUGAUAUAUUGUUUUCUUGGAUUGCAAAUUAGUUAUUUAACGUGGGGUUAUUUGCAAGAAAAGAUAAUGACGCAGGAAUACGAAGAUGCUUCUGGCAAUAAAACGCGAUUUCAAGAUUCACAAUUUUUAGUGUUCGUGAAUCGCAUACUUGCUUUCCUGAUGUCAGGAUUGUAUCUACUUGUUCAACGUCAGCCGCAACAUAAGACACCAUUAUAUAAGUAUGCAUUUUGUUCGCUGUCAAAUAUCAUGAGCAGUUGGUGUCAGUAUGAAGCUUUGAAAUAUGUCAGUUUUCCAUCGCAGGUUUUAGCUAAAGCCUCGAAAAUUAUUCCAGUUAUGAUAAUGGGAAAAAUAAUUUCGCAUACAACAUACGAAUACUACGAAUAUGUUACCGCAAUUCUUAUUUCUAUUGGAAUGACGCUUUUUAUGUUGGACAGUUCUGAUCAUAAAAAUGAUGGAGCAACAACGCUCUCCGGUGUUAUUUUACUUGGAGGUUACUUAUUAUUAGAUAGUUUUACAAGUACCUGGCAAAAUGCACUCUUUAUAGAUUAUGGCGUAACAAGCGUACAAAUGAUGUGUGCAGUUAAUAUGUUCUCUUGUUUGUUGACUGCAAUGUCUCUGUUUCAACAAUCAAGCUUUCCACUAAUAUUUUCUUUCAUGACAACGUAUCCCAGGUUUAUAAUCGACUGUUUGCUGAUUUCGAUUUGUUCAGCAAGUGGCCAAUUGUAUAUUUUUUACACCAUUUCGAAAUUUGGAUCCAUUACAUUUGUCAUUAUGAUGACUAUUCGUCAGGGUUUGGCGAUACUACUAUCAUGUUUAAUCUAUCAACAUGAAAUCACCGUUGUCGGAGUAUUUGGUAUAGUAUUGGUUUUUAGUUCGGUAUUUUUACGAAUUUACUGCAACAAACAAUUAAGUGCAAUCAGAAAACGCAGAGUCGCGGCAAAUAGUAUAAAGCAUUAAGAGUUGUAUUAGUUAGGCAGAAUUGCAAUUUUAAUUGCCAUACAAAUAGAAUUUUAUCAACUGUUUAUUGUAAUUGUCCUAGAGUAGGAUAGGAUUCUGUCGUAGUAAUUAGAUAUUGACUAAUUAUGGACGCUAAAUUUUAAUCCUUCAUUUAUAAUGCUAUUGUAAUUUCUUUUCAUAUUCUAAAUAUCACGAAUGUAUAUCAAUAGUUUUUAAUUGUAUGGACUUUGAGAGAAAUAUUUAUUAUAAGUUUUGUAGAGUAUGUUCAUUAUAUAUCAUACAGAUGUAACAUAUUUAGGAAGAUAUGUACUUGAAGAUAUGUGAUCUGAAAAAAAUGUCGGCAUUAUACCAUUACGAAUUGAAAAUGUAUUACGCCACAUGUAUUAUGGCGUAAAUAUUGUACUAUUUAUUUGAAAAAUAUUUAUUUUGAUAAAAAUGCAUAUACACAACAAA
Messenger RNA from Solenopsis invicta (red fire ant), 1782 nucleotides. Its product is annotated as adenosine 3'-phospho 5'-phosphosulfate transporter 1. NCBI's taxonomy places the organism in Eukaryota, Metazoa, Arthropoda, Insecta, Hymenoptera, Formicidae. Gene Ontology annotation, molecular function: 3'-phosphoadenosine 5'-phosphosulfate transmembrane transporter activity. Gene Ontology annotation, cellular component: endoplasmic reticulum membrane; Golgi membrane. The coding region runs from base 1 to 1329 and encodes 442 amino acids. The transcript has 8 exons. The record is from RefSeq and is a predicted model, not a curated record. Gene Ontology annotation, biological process: transmembrane transport.